Malania oleifera is the source of this 2059-nucleotide messenger RNA. Its product is annotated as protein EMSY-LIKE 3. The transcript has 10 exons. Gene Ontology annotation, cellular component: nucleus. NCBI's taxonomy places the organism in Eukaryota, Viridiplantae, Streptophyta, Magnoliopsida, Santalales, Ximeniaceae. Gene Ontology annotation, biological process: defense response to fungus. The record is from RefSeq and is a predicted model, not a curated record. Bases 374 to 1795 code for a protein of 473 amino acids.
AAAAUUAAAGAGAGUUUACUCCCACUUCUCAGCCAAUAGCCGCCUCGGAACUCAAAACCAAUUAUUCACCAAAAUACCGAAAAAAUUUCAAGUCCGCGUUCCCCCCCGGGGGCCGACUGCUCUCUCUCUCUCUCUCUCUCUCUCUCCAAUCAAACUCCUUGAACUCUUUCGGUAAUCUCUUGUUUCGAUCCGAAAUUCAGCUCUCAUGCCACCCUUCCUAGCAUUCUAGAUCCAAUUCUUGCCCGAAACUUGAACAACUUUGCACUGAUAACUCGUUCCUAGUCGGCUCUGCUCGUGCUCCGGAAGGUCUUUUGGCAGCUUCAGACUCGGUCGACUCGGUUUCUAGGGCUUUGGUUUUGAUUUGGGCUAAAAAAUGCGUUCCAUGGACUAUGGUCUAUCUGAUAGUAGCGGAACGGAUGAUGAUCUUCCACCCACACAUCAAAAUAGAUUUCAAAGAGGUGGUCGUGCUGCAGGAAAUGGACGAUCUGGAGUUGCUGGUUCUGCCCCAUUCCUCAGGGUGCAAAAUGACAUGGAGACCCAGAUCCACAACAUUGAGCAGGAUGCAUACAGCUCAGUCCUGCGUGCUUUUAAAGCUCAAUCAGAUGCCAUUUCAUGGGAGAAAGAAAGUUUAAUUACAGAGCUUAGAAGAGAGCUUAGAGUAUCAGAUGAAGAACACAGAGAACUGCUUUCCAGGGUUAAUGCUGAUGACAUUAUACGGAGGAUAAGGGAGUGGAGAAAGGCAGGUGGUCUCCAACCUGGCAUGCUUAGUGGUAAUCAGCCUGUUCAUGACCCUGUACCUAGUCCAACUGUUUCAGCAUCGCGCAAGAAACAGAGAACAUCUCACUCUGUGGCUUCUUUGUCCUUAAGUGCGGCGCCUCCAGCACUGCAGCAAAACUUGCAGCCAUCUUCAUCAGCCUUUAAACAAGGCCCUGCUCCCGGAGCAAGAGGGAAGAAGCCAAAAUCAACAUUGUCUGCUGCAUCUUCAAUGAAGUCCACGCAGUACCCUUCUACAGGUCUCACUGGAAGGGCUCAAAUAGCCAAUCGAGGAUCUUCGGGUCCAUUUGUGGGAAAUGAACCUACUGAAGCAGCAAAUUUUGAUCCCUUAGUUGGAAGAAAAGUUUGGACACGAUGGCCCGAAGACAACAACUUCUAUGAGGCUGUGAUAACAGACUACAAAGAGGGUCGUCAUGCUCUUGUUUAUGAUAUUAACACAGAAAAUGAAACAUGGGAAUGGGUCAACCUAAAAGAGAUAUCUCCUGAAGACAUCCGGUGGGAAGGUGAAGAUCCCAGAAUUCCUCAUAGAGGUGGCCGUGGGGGGCCAGGCCGAGGGAUGAAAAAGUCCAUGACCCGUGGCGGUGGUGUUGCUGGUGCGGGAAGAGGAAGAGGAACCACCAAAGGUCAGCCCAAGAAAGAUUUUGCUCCAUCACAGAAUGGCAUUGGGAAGAAAGUCCCAGGUGACAUUGAAAUACUUCAUACAGAUACCCUAAUAAAGGAGGUGGAAAAAGUUUUCAGCUCAAGCCAUCCUGAUUCUGUGGAGAUUGAGAAAGUCAAAAAAGUGCUGAAAGAGCAUGAACAAGCGCUGGUUGAUGCAAUCGCUAGGCUGGAAGAUGCAUCUGACGGCGAAAGUGAUGAGAGAGAACCUCCCUUCUCACAAGGGCAAUCGUUGGAUCAAGAACGAGGAUGGAGGAAACGGCAAUAUGAUGAAAUGGGUGAAGGUAGACUAAUUGAUGGUCCAGAUAGGCCUGGAGACGGCAGGCUUGUUUCUGAUGAUGCACGCGGAGGCAAUGAAAUAUGACAGUCUUAGGAUCAUGCUUUGCAGUCGAGGAAAAGGGGAAAAAAAAAAAAAUCCAUUUGCAUCACUCAUGCCAACCAGCCGGAUAUAGAUGUCAGUCCUGUUUUUUGUAUACUACUAGUUGGGCUGGGUAGUGAUGACCCUUCAUUGUAAUUUUUAUGUAACUAGUUAAUGUUGCUUCAUUUGUGUAAAAUUAUUUGAAUCCUCAGUAACCUAUCAUGUACAAAUUCUUGAUACUUGUUUUAAUGGUUGUCAAUCUCUCCUCAA